Molecule: messenger RNA, 1780 nt
Organism: Chelonoidis abingdonii (Abingdon island giant tortoise)
Lineage: Eukaryota; Metazoa; Chordata; Testudines; Testudinidae
Gene: ABHD14A
Product: abhydrolase domain containing 14A
Cellular component (GO): cytoplasm
Source: RefSeq, a predicted model, not a curated record
CAGCGCGCGGGGGCCGAUACCUGCCGAGAGCAGAGGGGCGUCUCCCCAAAAGCCUCCGCUGCGCUGCGCUGCGCUGCGCUUCCCGGGGUCGAAGGUGGGACUGUGGGGCUCGAUUCGGGCUGGCAGCGGAGGGUGGGGGGGCGCUUCAUUCCCACACCAGCCCGGGCGGAGGCGGCGGCUGUCGGGCGCUGCGCAGCAAGGAGAACGGCUGACGAUGGCUCUGAUCCGCACCAGACUGGGGCUGCUGGUCCUUGGGGUUCUUGUCACUUUUGUCCUCUACCUGUUGCUCCCUGCCAUCCAGCAUGAGAGGUUCACGUCCAGGGCAGGCAGCCACAAGGCCCAGGCAAGGGCUGAGGAGAAGGGCCAGCGAGAUGUCAACGUCACCGUCCUAACGGGGACCAUUGCAGGGAGCCCGUCCAUCUUAUUCAGAGAAGGCUUCCUGCUCCAGAGAGCUGGGACUCCCAGUCCCAAAAGGCUGGAGGUCAUUUUUCUGCAUGGCCAGGCUUUCACUUCCAAGACCUGGGAGGACCUGGGGACGCUGACCCUGCUCUCAGAAGAAGGAUAUCGCUCCAUUGCUAUCGACCUGCCUGGCUACGGCAACUCCCCGCCUUCCGAUGCCAUCUCCACAGAGCAGGGCCGUGUCGCCUUCCUGCAGCAUGUGUUGAAGGAGCUGGGGAUCCAGAGGCCCGUUCUGAUCAGCCCGUCCAUGAGUGGCCGCUAUUCCAUCCCCUUCGUCCUGGUGCACGGGGCGCAGCUGAAGGGCUUUGUGCCCAUCGCGCCUGUGGGGACCCAGGACUACACGUCCCAGCAGUACCAGCAGGUCCAGACGCCAACUCUGAUCAUCUAUGGUGAGCGUGACACCGGCCUGGGCUCUCAGUCCCUGCAGAGCCUGCAGCAGCUCCCAAAGCACAAGGUGGUGGCACUGCCUGAUGCUGGCCACGCCUGCUACCUGGAGAAGCCUCACGAGUUCCAUGAGGCGCUGCUAGCCUUCCUGGGCGAGCUGCAGUGAACAUGGACCCUCCUGGGGCUGGAGCCUGGCUGCGCUGAGCCUUGGCUGUGUGGCUGGGACGCUGACUUUCUGACCUUGUCGUUAAGGGCUGUGGGACUUGUCUGGGGGUGGGGAGUUCUCACCGCUGCCACCCUCCUGGCUGUCUGAUCCCACGGCGAGUCGGGCUGGAGUGGGUGUGGGAGCCAGGGGCUUGGCAAGGGACUUUGUUCGAUGUCGUCAGCCUCUGCAGGGGGAUGUGCCAGAUGCCGGGAUUGUGCCUGCUUAGGGGCAUGAUUCUGCCGUGUGUGUUGGGAGGUAACCAGCCCCCUGCCAGCUUCUGGUUGUGCUCUCCUGUUGCACAAUCCUCAUCUUUGUUGCUUUCUCGUCCCCCUGCCUUGCCUCUCUGCAAGGAGCCCUUGCUCGGGCCCCGGACCAUUGCUGCUGAAUGAUGGGCUGAUGUGUUUGCCCGAGGGAUGGGACACAGGCCAGGUGACCUUGUGGGGCUUGUUCCAAAGAGUGUUACUGUAGAGUAGCUGAGCCUCUCGCUUGGCAGGGGCUGGGGUGCAGCGGGACUUGGUCCCCACCAAUGGCUCCGAUGGGUUAGCGGUUGUGUCUGGUUGUUGUUUGUAGGGGGCAUUAAAUGAGCCCUUUGCCGUUGAAGCAAGGGCUGUUUGGCAUGUUACCGGGGGGUGAUUGAUUUAACUCCUGGGUGGGUAAGCUACUCUGACCAGGCCCAGGGGAGGGGUCUCUGUGGAGGAGUCUGUUAUGAGGCCAAUAAACCAUUUGUACGGU